AUGGCAAACCCUCACCUGGACUUUGGAGAAGUAGAAAGUUUUCUGGACAGGCAUCCAGAGUUGUUGGAAGAUUAUUUGAUGAGGAAGGGGAAGCAGGAGAUGGUGGAGAAGUGGCUUCAGAGGCAAAGUCAGGGUCAGGGGGCUUUAGGUUCAAGGCCCGCUCUGGCUGGCACCAGCAGCUUGGCUCAGGGCAGUGUCAGAGGCAGCAUUGUUGAUAGUGGCGGCACUGGACCAAAUUGCACUACCAACAACCAGCCCACUUCUGGUGUUGGGGACUGUGGUGGCGUUCCUCUGAGUCCCAGCUGGGCCAGUGGCAGUGGAGGAGGCGAUGGAAACCUGCAGCGGAGAGCUUCACAGAAAGAGCUAAGGAAGAGUUUUGCUCGCUCCAAGGCCAUCCAUGUGAAUAGGACCUACGAUGAACAGGUGACCUCCAGGGCCCAAGAGCCCCUGAGCAGUGUGCGGCGGAGGGCACUGCUCCGGAAGGCAAGCUCGCUGCCCCCCACCACUGCCCAUAUUCUCAGUGCCCUACUGGAAUCGAGGGUGAAUCUGCCUCAGUAUCCCCCCACGGCCAUCGAUUACAAAUGCCAUCUCAAAAAACACAAUGAGCGUCAGUUUUUCCUGGAACUGGUCAAGGAUAUCUCCAAUGACCUUGAUCUCACCAGCUUGAGCUACAAGAUCCUCAUUUUUGUCUGCCUCAUGGUGGACGCUGAUCGCUGCUCUCUCUUCCUAGUAGAAGGGGCAGCUGCCGGCAAGAAGAGCUUGGUCUCCAAAUUCUUUGAUGUGCAUGCAGGAACCCCACUACUGCCCUGCAGCAGUACAGAGAAUUCAAACGAAGUGCAGGUCCCCUGGGGCAAAGGCAUCAUUGGCUAUGUCGGGGAGCAUGGAGAAACUGUCAACAUUCCUGAUGCCUACCAGGAUCGAAGAUUCAAUGAUGAAAUUGAUAAACUAACUGGAUACAAGACAAAAUCAUUAUUGUGUAUGCCUAUCCGAAGCAGUGAUGGUGAGAUUAUUGGUGUGGCCCAAGCAAUAAAUAAAAUUCCUGAAGGAACUCCAUUUACUGAAGAUGAUGAAAAAGUUAUGCAGAUGUAUCUUCCUUUUUGUGGAAUUGCCAUAUCUAAUGCUCAACUCUUUGCUGCUUCAAGGAAAGAAUAUGAAAGAAGCAGGGCUUUACUAGAGGUGGUUAAUGACCUCUUUGAAGAACAAACUGACUUGGAGAAAAUUGUCAAGAAAAUAAUGCAUCGGGCCCAGACUCUGCUGAAAUGUGAACGCUGUUCUGUUUUACUCCUAGAGGACAUUGACUCACCAGUGGUGAAGUUUACCAAAUCCUUUGAAUUGAUGUCCCCAAAAUGCAGUGCUGAUGCUGAGAACAGUUGCAAAGAAAGUGUGGAGAAAUCAUCAUACUCUGACUGGCUAAUAAACAACAGUGUGGCCGAGCUGGUUGCUUCCACAGGCCUUCCAGUUAACAUCAGCGAUGCCUACCAGGAUCCCCGCUUUGAUGCUGAGGCUGAUCAGAUAUCUGGUUUUCACAUAAGAUCUGUUCUCUGCGUCCCGAUUUGGAAUAGCAACCACCAAAUAAUUGGAGUGGCUCAAGUGUUAAAUAGACUGGAUGGAAAACCUUUUGAUGAUGCAGACCAGCGACUUUUUGAGGCUUUUGUCAUCUUCUGUGGCCUUGGCAUCAACAAUACAAUUAUGUAUGAUCAAGUGAAGAAGUCGUGGGCCAAGCAGUCUGUAGCUCUUGAUGUGUUGUCUUACCAUGCAACAUGUUCCAAACCUGAAGUUGACAAGUUUAAGGCAGCCAACAUCCCUCUGGUGUCAGAACUUGCCAUUGAUGACAUACAUUUUGAUGACUUUUCUCUUGACGUUGAUGCCAUGAUCACAGCUGCUCUCCGGAUGUUCAUGGAGCUGGGGAUGGUACAGAAAUUUAAAAUUGACUAUGAGACACUGUGUAGGUGGCUUUUGACAGUGAGGAAAAACUAUCGCAUGGUCCUGUACCACAACUGGAGACAUGCCUUCAAUGUAUGCCAACUGAUGUUCGCCAUGCUCACAACUGCUGGGUUUCAACAGAUUCUGACCGAGGUGGAAAUUUUAGCGGUGAUUGUGGGCUGCUUGUGUCACGACCUCGACCACAGGGGAACCAACAAUGCCUUCCAAGCUAAGAGUGGCUCUGCCCUGGCUCAACUCUAUGGAACUUCUGCCACCCUAGAGCAUCACCAUUUUAACCACGCAGUGAUGAUCCUUCAGAGUGAGGGUCACAACAUCUUUGCUAAUUUGUCCUCCAAGGAGUAUAGUGACCUUAUGCAGCUUUUGAAGCAGUCGAUAUUGGCAACAGACCUCACGCUGUACUUUGAGAGGAGAACUGAAUUCUUUGAACUUGUCAGGAAAGGUGAAUAUGAUUGGAACAUCAAAAAACAUCGUGAUACAUUUCGAUCAAUGUUAAUGACAGCCUGUGACCUUGGAGCCGUGACCAAACCGUGGGAGAUCUCGAGACAGGUGGCUGAGCUUGUAACUAGUGAAUUCUUUGAACAAGGAGAUCGUGAGAGAUCAGAACUCAAACUCACUCCUUCAGCUAUUUUUGAUCGGAACCGGAAAGAUGAACUGCCUCGACUACAACUGGAGUGGAUCGAUAGCAUCUGCAUGCCUUUGUAUCAGGCGUUGGUGAAGGUCAAUGAGAAACUAAAGCCGAUGCUGGAUUCCGUGGCUGCGAAUAGAAAUAAGUGGGAAGAACUGCACCGGAAAAGACUGCUAGUUUCCGCUGCCACCCCCUCUCCUGCCGGCAGCGCGGUGACCACAGAGGACAAAAAGUAA
Molecule: messenger RNA, 2805 nt
Organism: Chrysochloris asiatica (Cape golden mole)
Lineage: Eukaryota; Metazoa; Chordata; Mammalia; Afrosoricida; Chrysochloridae
Gene: PDE11A
Product: phosphodiesterase 11A
Exons: 20
Coding region: 1-2805 (934 amino acids)
Biological process (GO): signal transduction
Molecular function (GO): protein binding; 3',5'-cyclic-nucleotide phosphodiesterase activity
Source: RefSeq, a predicted model, not a curated record